Anopheles marshallii is the source of this 1203-nucleotide messenger RNA. RefSeq names its product zonadhesin-like. Lineage: Eukaryota; Metazoa; Arthropoda; Insecta; Diptera; Culicidae. The transcript is spliced from 2 exons. The record is from RefSeq and is a predicted model, not a curated record. Bases 1 to 1203 code for a protein of 400 amino acids.
AUGGACACCAACGUCCGGCUGUUGCUUUCGGUCAAUCUUCUACUGGUGCUGUUGGGUUGUUUACCCAGCCUGACGACUGCCCGCCGUGCUAGUCAAAAAUGUUGUGGACCGAACGAGGUCCUCCUCUGGUGUCCGCCUGUGUGUGAACCAACGUGCGACAAUGACUGUGUACCGACGCCAACCGGCAUCCCGAUGGAGACUUGCGUUUGCAAACCAGGAUUCGUGCGCCACCAGGGACGGUGCAUCGAAAAGUGCGAAUGUCCGGCACCGUGUCCUCCAACAGCGCCACCAACAGAGUGUCCACCACCGAUGACGACACCGAGACCUUGCGCACAAACCUUCUACGGUGUGGGCCGUAAUGGUGAUGACCUUUCACCGCCCAGACUGCAUUAUCCGCGCCCCUUCUCACAACCCGGUCCGUACUCCAUGAUGUCACAGUCCCAGAAUCUCUCGUCAUGCUCCAACUAUCUCUACCGUCCGGUGCGACCAUGCCCUCCGAAACCAGAACGCACGACGACGAUGUCACCGUUUGAGGUGUGUCCUCCGAACGAGGUGCAGCAACCUUCUCCAAUCUGCUGCGAGGAAACGUGCACCAGUAACUGUGCGGCGGUACUCUGUCCUGCGCAGCCUCCGACGGGUCCGUUGGUGUGCACCUGCGACAGUGGCUUCGUGCGGCAUGAGGGUCGGUGUAUAGCGCGCGAACAGUGUCCCGUGGAGGAGCCGGUUAAGUUCUGUGGACCAAACGCCCAUUACAGUCCCUGUACGCCCUGCUGUCAGCAAACCUGCGACAACGAUUGUAGCAAGAUCUUCUGCAUAGCGGCCUGUACGGGACCACCGACCUGUGUCUGUAACGAGGGGUAUGUGCUGCACGAGGGACGAUGCAUACUGCCGUCGGAGUGUCCGCGAAAGUGUCCACCGACUACGGUAGCGCCUCCUCACGCGUACUAUUAUACGGAAAGGCCGUGUCCGCCCGUAUGUCCACCGGGUGCAAGGCUUUUACCGUACAGGCCCUGUUGCGUGGACACUUGUACGACGGACUGUCGUUUAGUACGUUGCGCGCCAACCAACGACGACACUCCGACCUGUGUGUGUCAAAAUGGACUAGUGAUGCACAAUAAUCGAUGUAUUCCGCGCGAACAUUGUCCGAGUACGAACCAACCAACGUACGGUUGCUACGGUGGUAGUCACUCGAAUCGAUACUAA